AUGUCAAUCGUAGAGUUUCGGAAAUCUCUAGUAGACUAUCUAACAAGCUCGUCAGAUUCUCAGCAUACUGAGUCAGGAGUAACGGUAUCAAGACCCAAACGUUUGAAGCACGAGUUGCUAACAAAAACUGGGACAGUGAGAAAUACUAGACGAUUUUGUGUACACUGUUACAAAGAUAUGGUAAAGCAGUUUGGACGAAAAUUGGCGAAAAAUAAAGCUAAAAAAGGACGACACAUUGAAGGCCAUUGGGUCCUUGUUGGACUUAUUGAAGAUGGGAGUGAAGACCUGCGGCUAGAAGUUUGCCCGGAGAAUGUGCGGAGAAGUGUUGGCGCCCCUGAUCCAGAAGCAUGUGAUUGA
Messenger RNA from Parnassius apollo (apollo), 357 nucleotides. The record is from the annotation of a GenBank genome assembly. Lineage: Eukaryota; Metazoa; Arthropoda; Insecta; Lepidoptera; Papilionidae.